Photinus pyralis (common eastern firefly) is the source of this 502-nucleotide messenger RNA. It is a transcript of the gene Roc1a, whose product is annotated as RING-box protein 1A. Gene Ontology annotation, cellular component: nucleus; cullin-RING ubiquitin ligase complex. The record is from RefSeq and is a predicted model, not a curated record. Gene Ontology annotation, biological process: ubiquitin-dependent protein catabolic process; protein ubiquitination. NCBI's taxonomy places the organism in Eukaryota, Metazoa, Arthropoda, Insecta, Coleoptera, Lampyridae. Bases 104 to 445 code for a protein of 113 amino acids. The transcript has 5 exons. Gene Ontology annotation, molecular function: zinc ion binding; cullin family protein binding; ubiquitin protein ligase activity.
AUCGAUACACCGCCAGUUGACAAGUUUACUCCGCUCGAAGACAAUUUGCACUUUUCGUCAGUCAUACUGGUCGUAGAUAAAAAUUUAUUAAUUAUUUUCAAGAAUGGCAUCGGCGAUGGAUAUUGACGAGGAGGAAAUCGAAGCGCCAACGUCCAGCAGCUCGAAAGGUGAAAAGAAACGCUUUGAGGUUAAAAAGUGGAACGCGGUUGCCCUAUGGGCGUGGGAUAUCGUAGUAGACAAUUGCGCUAUUUGUCGCAACCACAUAAUGGAUUUAUGCAUUGAGUGUCAAGCGAAUCAAGCAUCGGCAACAAGUGAGGAGUGCACGGUCGCUUGGGGAGUGUGCAAUCACGCGUUUCACUUCCAUUGCAUAUCUCGGUGGCUGAAAACUAGACAGGUUUGUCCUUUGGACAAUAGGGAAUGGGAAUUUCAAAAGUAUGGUCACUAAUACGCAAUUAUACUAUGUUUGUGCUUUUCUAAAUUAAAUACUAUUACUACUAUCGUA